CACGUUUGCACGUCCAUACGUCAGAACUGCGUCAUUGUAGGCCUUUACCGGUGACUCAUGUCACGAAUUCCGCUGACUUGCACCAAUCUAAUAACCUAGUUACAGAAGGCCUCAUGGGGCUCGUUUUUCUAAAUAUUCAAAGUAUCGAUGCUUUUGUCCUACGUGAAGUACGAAAUCGCAAACCAAGCUCCCGACUACGCGAACAUAGAUGCAAAAGUGGCAGUUGCUUUAACCGGACGACGCUAUUUCACAAUGAAGUUUCAAGAAGUCGUUAUAUGACGUCCGCGAUAUCGCGAGGGCGAUAAUUCGGCGUGUAAAAGAAAUUUAAAUGGCCUCUAAGAUUUCAGGGUUCUGCUGUCACUGCGCGUCGUAAUCUCGAAGGCUGUGCUUUGUUUCUUUCUGUUUUUAUACCUCCCGCAAAGGUACCGCUAAGUUGAAAUGUGCGGAAAAAGUCUGCUUCGUUCUACUGUACUGAAUUUAGACAUAGACGGAGAGAGGCCAACUCAAUAACCCGCCCUCUAGGCUUAACUUAAGCCUGUUUCACAUGCAAGCGAAAAUGCUCGCGAAUCCUGCCGCAGCGCCGCAGAAAUCGGUUUCGAGCGGCGGCGGCGGCACUAGCGGCGUGAGCGGCGAGGUUCGGGCAAGUUGGAAUUUCAUCGCGGCGGCAGAGCGGCAGCGCCGCUUCCGAACGGCCCGCUUCGCCACGUGACCUGAGGAGGACUGGUGCGGGAAAGCCUGCGCAUAGGACGAUGUUUAUAUACUUGCUACACGUGGUACGGGCAACAUGCCAAGAGAGCUUUUCAACGAACUGCUUAUCACUGAAGUUUCAAAACGGCCACUGCUCUGGAAUGUGAAAGACAACAACUUCCGCAAUAGGACGUCUAAAGAGUCCCUUUGGGAAGAAGUAAGGGACGCCUUGCUGAAACACUUUGACACCGGUAAGCAAAAAAAAAAAAAAAACAGUUGUAUUGAACUGCGAGAUUGUCAGUUGACUAUAGAAGAAAUCCAAACAAGGUGGAAAAAUCUCAAAGAUACUUUUAGAAAGAAAAUUAAAGAUGAAGCAGACACCAAGAAGAGUGGAGCAGCAGCUGCUAGCAAAUCAAUUUGGCCAUAUAUGCAGCAGCUAGAGUUCCUCAGGAGCUACUGCAACCUUGGACCAACUGAUCUCUCAAUUGGUCGCACAGAUAUUCUCGCGGACAACUCAGCGUCUAAUGGGAACUUGGCGCCCAACAGUGGUGCAGCUACAUGCGGAAGCCCAGCGCGAAACAGUCGGAAGGAUCCAGAUGCCUCUUUGGACACCCUCGAAGUACUGUUUCAAACCCCAGGCUGUGCAGAUGCAAAUGAAGCAGGGUCUAUGACGGCAACCCCCAGCACAAGCGGUGUCCCGUCAUCAAGGGUAAAUAAACGACAAAAAAGGCGCCACGAACUGGACGAGACAGAUAGGCAGCUGCAAUCCGUGCGGAAUGCCAUUGCUGCUCACAGGCCGAUGGACGCUUCAAGCCAUUUUUUGCUGUCACUUAGACCACAAGUUGAAGCAACUCCUGCACACAUGCUGAUGCAUUUAAAGAUGGAGCUGCUGAGCAUUUGUGAGCAUUACAGUCAAGGGAAAUACCCAGUGGGCCUUCUUGUGCACCCAUCAUUUGAAGAAGAAUAAGGCGUAUUCCGGUUUAUUCCCAUGCUAUGUUUAUUUCCCCAUGCCAAACUUGCUUGCUGCACACACACACACACACACACACACACACACACACACACACACACACACACACACACACACACACACA
Messenger RNA from Dermacentor andersoni, 1781 nucleotides. NCBI's taxonomy places the organism in Eukaryota, Metazoa, Arthropoda, Arachnida, Ixodida, Ixodidae. The record is from RefSeq and is a predicted model, not a curated record.